AUGGGUGGAGUGGAUAGGGUGCUGGUAGAUGAAGCUCAUACCAUUAAAUCCUGGAAGACAAUGGUUGCUCGUGCUGCCUUUGUGUUGUCCUCAAACUGUCAGUGGUGUCUUACAGGGACGCCUCUUCAGGUUCAAUUUGAUCAGUUUGUGGCACAAGGGAAGGUCCUUCGUAACCAUGCUUCAAUCCUUGAGCUACUACUUCAACUGAGGCAGUGUUGCAAUCACCCAUGUCUGGUUAUGAGGUAG
Dovyalis caffra is the source of this 246-nucleotide messenger RNA. NCBI's taxonomy places the organism in Eukaryota, Viridiplantae, Streptophyta, Magnoliopsida, Malpighiales, Salicaceae. The record is from the annotation of a GenBank genome assembly.